AUGGAGAGAAAAAGUGACAAGCUGAAAAAUGAAAUGGGUGGGGAAAAGGGUGGGGAAAAAGGCUGGGAAAAAGGCUAGGGAAAAAAGGUGGGAAAAAGGUUGGGGAAAAAAGGGUGGGGAAAAAGGGUGGGGAAAAAGGGUGGGGAAAAAAAGGGGUGGGGAAAAAAGGGUGGGGAAAAAAGGGUGGGGAAAAAAGGGUGGGAAAAAAGGGUGGGGAAAAAGGGUGGAAAAAAAAGGGUGGGGAUAUGCAAAUCACGGCACUAUAUCAUCAUACUCGGGUCUGUGUGA
Molecule: messenger RNA, 288 nt
Organism: Eriocheir sinensis (Chinese mitten crab)
Lineage: Eukaryota; Metazoa; Arthropoda; Malacostraca; Decapoda; Varunidae
Exons: 4
Source: RefSeq, a predicted model, not a curated record